UCACACCACCACAGCACUUGUCACAACUUCUGCCUAGGCACACAAUAGGCCCUUCCUAAAUUUCAGCUCCAGGCCCAUGUGGACCUUAAUCUGGCACUGGUGGAGCCCAGUGUCUAUCCUUGUGGAGCCCAGUGUACCUCGCAGAAAGAGACUUAACAAAGGUACAUCGAUGACAUGAAACAAAUUCUGGGUUCUUAUAUGAAACUGAUGGAGUCUUUGAAUGAAGCCAAAACACAGCUGCUUAAUAACCACAUUUGAGACCUUUUAAAGGUUUUUAGAUCUGGAUAUAGAAGACUGAAUUGGAAUUCAUUAGGUAUUGAAGACUAUAUCACUCGGUGUGGGCAGGCAGUUUCGGAGUUUGAAGCCUUGGUACUUAAAAUCCAGAAGAACACAAAUGACAUUGAUUGCAAACUCUUGGCUAUUGAAUCUGCAAACCUCUUUCCAUUUCUGACUAAAAAGUAAACAGAUCUCCCAGCUGCCUGCAAUUCCUGAGAUUCCCCGUAGACAUUAUGGAAGAUGUCCAGAUGCUGAAGGCCGGAAUUCGGCCUGUUAUAACAUCCAACUGCCUAAAUUGUCUGAGAUAUAUAAUCCAGUAGUAAUAAGACCAUCAGGACAGAUGGAGAUGGAGUGUAUCAAACCUGCGCCUCCAAAGACUAAGGCGGCCAAACACCCACCACAACGCUCCAGCAAAGUCCGCCGGUCCGCUAGUCACUGCCCGGAGGCCACUCGCCCAUCUGUGCCCAGAGAGCUGCCCAGUUCGGUCCCGUCUCUUGGUGAUGCACUAAAUUUACUGUGUAACAAUGACUGGGAGAAAAAGAUUGAGGGCAUCAACAUGGUGCGGUCCCUGUCCGCGUCCCAUCCCUCAGUCGUCCUGGAGAGUCUUCAUGCCCUCAUCGUUGGGCUGACCAUAGAGGUGAAGAACUUGUCCUCCAAAGUCUCCCGAGCAGCUAUUGGGUGUUUAGCUGCCAUGUUUGUACACCAGGGGAAGAACAUGGACAGAGAAGUGGAGCGUUGUGCACUUGUCCUCCUAUCCAGGGCGGGAGACUCCAACCUCUUCAUACGGGAGGAGGUGGACAAAGCGCUACAGGCCGCGGUGGAGAAUGUGACACCAAUACGAGCUCUCACGUCCCUUAUAAAUGGAGGACUAAGCCAUUUGAACGCUGCCAUCAGGAGUUGUGCAGCCAAACACAUGUGUCAUCUGGUGGAGAGACUGGGACAGAGGCGCGUUCUAUGUGGGCAAGGGGCCAUCACCGCAAGAGCUAUCCCCGCAAUAGCACGGUGUGUCCAGGAUAGCUCUCAGGACACCAGGUUCUAUGGCAGAAAGAUGCUUCACUACCUGAGAUCUCAUCCGGACUUUGAGAAAGCCCUGCACAGAUAUGUCCCAAGCAGGGAACUGCAGUAUAUAAAAGAUAUAUUAAAACGUCUGUAAAUAAAUGUUAUAUAA
Molecule: messenger RNA, 1444 nt
Organism: Pseudophryne corroboree (corroboree frog)
Lineage: Eukaryota; Metazoa; Chordata; Amphibia; Anura; Myobatrachidae
Product: TOG array regulator of axonemal microtubules protein 1-like
Exons: 10
Coding region: 617-1429 (270 amino acids)
Biological process (GO): microtubule cytoskeleton organization
Cellular component (GO): cytoplasmic microtubule; cilium
Molecular function (GO): microtubule binding
Source: RefSeq, a predicted model, not a curated record